This is a messenger RNA of Sinocyclocheilus grahami, 2815 nucleotides long. It is a transcript of the gene dipk1aa, whose product is annotated as divergent protein kinase domain 1Aa. The transcript is spliced from 3 exons. The coding region runs from base 329 to 1330 and encodes 333 amino acids. The record is from RefSeq and is a predicted model, not a curated record. NCBI's taxonomy places the organism in Eukaryota, Metazoa, Chordata, Actinopteri, Cypriniformes, Cyprinidae.
CAAGAGAAAAAGCACAACAUGAGGUCGGCAGAAAUUGUGUACGCCUGCGCCCUUGACAUGCCGCUGUCUCGCUAUUUUAAAACAGCUGCACUUGAAAGUGUUAGCCGCUGGAUGUCAAUCAAGACGACUCGAAUAACAUGCAUUCUUAAUAUAUAAAUUCACACAGUAGCCUUCGUGGAGUCUAAUAAUAUGUAAGAGCACCGUACACGUCAUGUGUAGCGCGAGCCAAAUCACUUGAAGUUCGCUGGACAUUAUUUCAUUUUCUUAUUCGGCAUACGGAGACUCUGCUCUAGAUAGCUCACAGUUUUUGAGAUGAUCAAUUUCUGCAAUGGCGAGGGGUCUGUUUUCACGGGCCUGGAUGUCAAAGAUUUACCACUUUCAGGCUCGCCUGUCCUAUAUUCGAGUAAAGUAUCUCUUUCUCACAUGGCUUGCUGUGUUUGUGGGCAGUUGGGUUGUGUAUGUGCAGUACUCAACUUACACUGAGCUAUGCAGAGGACGAGAAUGCAAGAGCAUCAUUGCAAAAGUUGGAGAGCAAGCCAACCUCUCCAGUUUGGUAAGCCUGAUUCUUUCAGUGGCGGACAGCAAUAAAGACGGCCACAUCUCUCUCCCAGAAGCCAAGUCCGCAUGGGCUUUGCUGCAACUCAACGAGGUUCUGCUAGCAGUGGUGCUCCAGGACCGAGAGCACACACCUAGAUUGUUGGGCUUCUGUGGGGACCUGUACGUAGUGGAACGGGUGCCUCACACUCCUCUGUACGGGCUCAGCCUGCCAUGGCCCAUGGAACUUUGGAUUCCUACGGGAAUGCGGCGAAACAUGGACCAGUGGUUCACUCCUUCCUGGCCCCGCAAGGCUAAAAUUUUUAUCGGCUUGCUGGAGCUUAUAGAAGACAUUUUCCACGGUACCUUUGGGAGCUUCUUAAUGUGCGACAUGAGAGCCAGUACUUUUGGUUACACCGAUCGCCAUGACCUCAGGCUGGUGGACGGGCGGCGUGUAGUAGCUGAGGAGGCCUUCAAACAGGCCAUGAUCCUUCAACGCUGUGAGGAUGAUGAGGACUGCGUCUACGGUGUAGACUGUAGGACUUCGUGCGACCGCGCAGAACACCGCUGCAUGGCCAAGGUGGCUCAACCCAACCUGGCCAGGGCUUGCGGAGCACUGAAGGAUUACCUCCUACGAGGAGCUCCGGUCCAUCUACAGGAAGAGCUGGAGAAGCAGCUGUACGCCUGCAUGGCUCUCAAAGGUUCAGCUGAGCAGAUGGAAAUGGAGCACUCGCUCAUUCUCAACAACCUCAAGACACUGCUAUGGAAACAGAUCUCACACACCAAUGACUCCUGAAGAGAAAUUAAGAUGCACUAGUGACAACAUUCAGAUUCUUGAAUGUCUUCUGAAGCACUUCAGGCCACUGUGAAUCUGGCUGGAGAUUACAAUGCUGGUAGCAAAGUGGCUGGAAAAUAGGCUGAUGGCAAUAUUCAUUGCUACUUUGAUACUUAAGUUAUUUUUCACGACGAAGGUAGAAUUAAAACCAUGAGGAAUUAUUGCUCAGGCUCAAUUUAAGAACUUAAGGAGUAACGUUCACUUCUUAGUUUCGUGUCUUCGUGCUUUGUUGUCACACAAUUGAACAGUGAUCAUGUUUAUUUUACACUUCCUUCAGAGUUCAUGAAGGAGCAAAUGACACUAACUUUGCAUCCAUUGUUGGAUGUUAACAUAGAAAGCACUCGCCACAGACUGUGGUUGUGUAAGUCUCCUAUUGUAAUGUUUGUUACAUGAGCACAGCAAAAAGAGCCAUAAAAGAGCCAUUUUGAAAUGGGCACAUUAAUCCAAUGCCUUGAUAUGCAUGUUGCCAGUGCGUGCGUUUUUUUUAGUUCGAUGCUUGUGGGUGAAAACGCCUCAUUCUUUGUACUUGGGCAAUUCUUGGAAAUGGUCAGACUGUCUAUGAUCUGAAAGUAACAGAUUGCAAUAAGGUUAAAUUUGAUAUAGUACUUAAAACAAGGUUAUAAAACAAUACUUUUAAAGCAUUAGUCUAUGUUAAUGUUAAUUUAUAUAUGUACAAAUACAUUUACACCAUCUCAAUUUGUAUAAUUUAACGUAUUACAAACAUGAAUUACCUUGGAAUAAUAUUUUGAAAUGAACAUUUUAACUUAAUAAAUGCUGUGAACUGCUAAUUAGUUUGUGAUACCUAAUCCUGUUUUAAAGGGUUAACGCAGCUCACACUACACAACUUUUGCCUGGAUUUUCAAGGUCUGUGACAAAACCCCUGGAUUGCAGCCAGAUCAGUGCUCGUUGUGGUUGCUGAUGGUGUGCUUCUGUGCGAUGCAAUGACAAGGUGGAACUAAUCCAGCCAACAACAGUCCAGAUGGUAUAAAUGGAAAAAUCUUGUAAUCACUUGCAUGCAAUUGUGAGAAAAUGUUGACCAAAUGUCUUGUAGUUUGUGAACCUCGUCAACAUUGUAUUGCGUAGCAUGCGUGCUGAUAUGACAAGAUGACAAGAAACCUCGUUGUGUAGUGUAAACACCACAGCAGUUCAGGUAGUCUUACAGUUCUGUAGUGUGAGUUUGCCCUUGUUGAUCUGAAUGUUUACAAGAGCGAGUCGUGUAAAUGAUGCUGGGAGGCCCUUCUCAACCAUGAUAGUUCAAAACAUUGAUCUAUUUUUUUUUUUGGUUUGUUGGUUUCCUAAUUUGUACUUCUAAGGCAUGCUUGUGAAAACCAUCUUGAUAUGGUAAAAAUUAAAUUUUAAUCUAAAAACAAUAUGAAAUGUUUAUCACAGUCAUUAUUCUUGAUGUACUUACGAAGAGAUUGCUUCAUGUUUUUAUGGACCAUUUUU